AUGUCAAAAACCGACGACAUGCCCCCAAAGAGAGAGUGGAUAGUACAGGAUUGGCUGCCUUCAGGUUAUGUCUCUGCUCUUUAUGGUGAUGGUGGAGUUGGAAAAUCUCUUCUUGUUCAACAACUAAUUACAGCACUUGCAGCGGGUAAGCCAUGGCUUGGUAUCAAUUUAAACCCUAUUAAAGUUUAUGCUUUGUUUUGUGAGGAUGAUAGACUUGAGCUUACACGUCGUCAACAUGCUAUUAACCAUUUUUAUCGUGUAAAAGGUUAUUCACUUGAAGAGAAAAUACGCAUGAUGACAAGAGUAGGAGAAGACAAUAGAUUAAUGGAUUUUAACAGCAAAGAUUCAGGUAAAUUAACAUCUUUUUUCCAUGACUUGCUUGAGGAUAUCAAAGCAUUUCAACCAAAACUUGUUGUAUUAGAUACAGCAGCAGACUUAUUUGAUGGAAAUGAAAACAAUCGUACACAAGUAAGAAAUUUCAUUCAGAAUUGUUGUGCACGAAUAGCAAGAGAAAUUGAUGGUGCAGUAUUGUUAUGUAUGCAUCCUUCUGAUGUUGGAAUACAAAGGAAAACAGGUACAGGAGGUUCAACAGCAUGGAAUAAUACUGUAAGAUCUAGAUGGUAUUUAACCAGGCCGGAAAAAGCUGGUGUUUCACCUGAUGAUAGAAUUUUAUCUCGAAAAAAGUCCAAUUAUUCGCAGAGCAAUGAUGAAAAGAUAGUUAUGCGUUGGGAAAACGGUGCAUUUGCACACGAUGAUCUAGCUUUAGGUUCAGAACCAAUGGUAAGAGGACAAUAUAGCGAAAAGUUAGAUUUAGAACGCGAGAGAAAACAUGAAGUUAUCUUGAAUCUAAUUCGUAGAAUGGCAUAUCAAGGCAAAAUUUAUACUGCAGCACAAUUUGCAAGAAGUUUUGAAGGAGAAGAAGGACUUGGUAGUGAUCGCAAUAUAAGGGGAAGAAUUGAUCAUCUUGCAACUCUCGGGCAAAUAAAGUUCUUUCGUAAUGCUGAAGAAUAUGGAAUAGCAAAUACUAACUCUAAAUAUGGAUUUCUUUGUGUAAAAGAUAUGGAGACAAAGAUUUGCAUAGAAGGUAAGGUAGAAUACAAAUUAGUAAAGCCAACACAUCAUUAUUUGGAGGCAAAUGGUAAAGUAUUACCUAUUAAGGGCACGAAUAAUUUAUGGUAA
Molecule: messenger RNA, 1179 nt
Organism: Cinara cedri
Lineage: Eukaryota; Metazoa; Arthropoda; Insecta; Hemiptera; Aphididae
Source: the annotation of a GenBank genome assembly